Messenger RNA from Racocetra persica, 146 nucleotides. Lineage: Eukaryota; Fungi; Glomeromycota; Glomeromycetes; Diversisporales; Gigasporaceae. The record is from the annotation of a GenBank genome assembly.
AUGAAGCAGAAACUUACCAUACUGAAGAAAAAGACCAAGAUGAUGACCUCUUAUUCUACAAUCCUUGGACUGAUAUUGUUACUAACAACAACCCUGCAGUAUAUGUUGUUUUAACUGCUGAAGUUCCUACAACUCCUCUUUUAAUU